GACAGCUCCCACACGGCUGCAGGCAUGUUCACCCGGAUGCUCAAGCUGAGGCUUCUCAAUGCUGUAGCCCCUGCAUACUUUUUCACGGCGACAGUGGUCACCUUCAUCCUGCACUUUGGCUUCUUCAUGCCAACUAUCUUCCCCAGCCCUGACACUUCGCCAGGAGGGUCCACAACUGUUCACACGGUCAUUUUCCUUUUCCUGAUGUUCAACGCCCUUGGGAAUUAUACGAUGACUAUCCUGUAUCCUGCAGCGAGUGCCAAUGAGACGGCGGUCCCGGUGUGUUCCCCGCACUGCUCAGACAAAGUGGACGCGCACUACCUCCUGAAUGGCCGGCACUUCUGCAAACUGUGCAAGAAGGUUAUACUCAAACGGGAUCACCACUGCUUCUUCACCGGGAAUUGUAUUGGCAACAAAAACAUGCGCUAUUUCAUCAUGUUUUGCAUCUACACUUCGUGCACUUGUUUGUACUCGCUGGUUCUUGGUGUGGCCUUCCUCACAGUGGAGUACUCCAUCUCUUUUGAGAACCCGCUGACCUUCCUGACCCUUCUCCCCCUCUCCAUUGGUUACUUCUUCACGGGAACAAUCUCCGGCCUGCAGCUCUUCCUGGUCCUGAUGCUGUAUGUGUGGCUGGGCAUCGGGCUGGUGUGUGCAGGCUUCUGCUGCCAGCAAGUACUGUUGGUGGCCCGGGGUCAGACCUGGUGUCAGAUGCAGAGGGGGCAGCUUGUGGAGAAUCGCAGCCCCUGGAGAAGCAACCUUACGGAUGUGUUUGGCACCAACUGGGCGUUAGGCCUCAUUUUGCCUGUGCACACAGCGGAGAUGUGCUCUGAGGAGGCAAUCAAGCAAGACUGAGCAUUAAUCUUAUUAUUAAUUUAUCAGCACCUUCCAAUAGGUCACACGAACAACAAUUUGUAAUAAAUGCUCUGUAGGGCAAAUCAUUUACAUGCAAAUACAGAGGAACCUCUAAAAUCACAAAAAAAUUUAGUUGGAAAGGUUUUAUUAUGUGACAAUUUAUUAUUUCCUACGGGAAAAGUAGUUUGUUGCUGAAAGAAUUGACCAGUGUCCAUAAUGGAUUGUUUUUCUAAUUUCAAAACACUUAAAAAAAAAAGAACACAUAUACAUCGUAAUAAUAGCGACACAUUAUCCAUUGUAUAAUAAAACUAAGAUCAAUUAAAACUACUUACCCCUUGAAGAAAGACACCUAAUGGAGAGGGAACAUCUAUGUAGAAUGAUAUGUCACGUAAAGGUGUUUUAGAGCUAUUUCUGGACUGAAUAAAUAUGUCAGAAUUAGCCAAGAUCUAUGAAGUACAGUGAACUCCGCAUAUUCGCAGUUUGGUAUUUGCAAAAUCAUCUAGUCGCAGAUUUAUUUUGGGGGGGAGCCUAUCCUUCUUUAUUUGCUG
This is a messenger RNA of Phycodurus eques (leafy seadragon), 1400 nucleotides long. It is a transcript of the gene zdhhc22, whose product is annotated as zinc finger DHHC-type palmitoyltransferase 22. Gene Ontology annotation, molecular function: palmitoyltransferase activity. The coding region runs from base 25 to 852 and encodes 275 amino acids. Gene Ontology annotation, cellular component: Golgi apparatus. The transcript is spliced from 3 exons. The record is from RefSeq and is a predicted model, not a curated record. Gene Ontology annotation, biological process: protein palmitoylation. NCBI's taxonomy places the organism in Eukaryota, Metazoa, Chordata, Actinopteri, Syngnathiformes, Syngnathidae.